AAAGGAAUCAGUUCGCUGGGAUAGUGUUGUUUCGUGAUUUCAACAAUUUUCCUUGAAUAUGAGCCUUGAGGAGACAGUGUUUAAACCGAUUGGAAAAUAUCAUGUUGGAACGGUGAUUUUCUUCCAUGCAGCAGAAGACAACGGGGAAGACUUUGCCGAAUUCAUCCGGUUGCUUUUGGGCCGCAGGAUGGAAUUCCGGCACAUCAAGGUAAUAUUUCCGACCGCACCUCUUCAAACGUAUACACCGAAAGGAGGCCGGGAUGCUAACGUUUGGUUCAACUGGAAGCGCAUUGAACGCGAUUGUCCGGAAAUGCUCUCAUCGCUGGCAUCGAUCUACGACCAGGUCGAAGCCAUCAUUGAGCGGGAAAUAUCGGAAGGCGUUCCGGCCGGUCGAAUUAUCGUUGGUGGUUUUGAAAUGGGAGGAACCAUGGCCUUACACACAGCGUUUCGAGUAAACAGAGAUUUGGGAGGAGUUUUUACUCUUUCUUCAUUUCUUAACAGUGGGUCCAUCGUUUACGACUCGAUGGAAUUUGUGACAAGGGAUGAGCGACUACCGGAAUUGUUAAUGAUCCAUGGCGAGUUAGACAACCUCAUUCCGGUGGAUUGGGGUCGGGCAACCUUCGAGGAGCUAACUAACUUUGGAGUACAAGGCGAGUUCGUGACGCAGUGGAAUAUGGCCCAUGAAAUACGCCUCAAACAUCUGCAGCAGAUUAUCCAGUGGAUUCUGAUGCUAGUGCCACCACCCCGGGAUGACAUUCCGACACCUCCGCCUCGGCCGGCCAAGGAGGAAUCGGAAAACAAGAAGGACGAAUCGGAGAUUAUGAUACGGAUGUUCAUCAAGAUAUUCGGGAAAGAAUUUUGAAGACGUUAGAUACACUUUAUAUUUGAUCAAUGAAUGUAAGCUUAUUUAGCUUGGUUAUUUUUGAACAGUGUCAAGUAAAAACAAACUAAAUUUUAAAAAUUUUAACUUGGUAUCUUCGGUACAUCAAAUUUUUGUCAAAACAUAAACCUUUCCUUGUGCAAGUUGAUGUUCUUUCACGAAAAAAAACACUAAUUUGUUAAGAAAAACGACGCAAAAUAUUGGUGGCUCUAGAGACUAGAAACGAAUUUAAAAUAUUGAAUAUUGAAAAUAUCUGCAAAGUCCUUAAAAAUGUGUAUUAAAUAUCAGUUAACAAUAAAAAUAACAAUUAAAAAUACCAAUGUUGAAAU
This is a messenger RNA of Uranotaenia lowii, 1209 nucleotides long. Its product is annotated as lysophospholipase-like protein 1. The transcript is spliced from 4 exons. Gene Ontology annotation, biological process: protein depalmitoylation. Gene Ontology annotation, molecular function: carboxylic ester hydrolase activity; palmitoyl-(protein) hydrolase activity. Bases 59 to 862 code for a protein of 267 amino acids. The record is from RefSeq and is a predicted model, not a curated record. NCBI's taxonomy places the organism in Eukaryota, Metazoa, Arthropoda, Insecta, Diptera, Culicidae. Gene Ontology annotation, cellular component: cytoplasm.